Penicillium macrosclerotiorum is the source of this 915-nucleotide messenger RNA. RefSeq names its product arylamine N-acetyltransferase family protein. The transcript is spliced from 2 exons. The coding region runs from base 1 to 915 and encodes 304 amino acids. The record is from RefSeq and is a predicted model, not a curated record. Gene Ontology annotation, molecular function: acetyltransferase activity. Lineage: Eukaryota; Fungi; Ascomycota; Eurotiomycetes; Eurotiales; Aspergillaceae.
AUGACAACUCCUCAUUCAUUGCUCUCCGCCGAGCAAAUAGACCAGUACUUCGAGCGUAUCCAACUUCCCGCGCAGUAUCGGAACAACCGUCCCGCAUUGACCCCUCAAUUCCUCUUCGCACUGCAAGCACACCACAUCACAGCAAUCCCUUACGAAAAUCUAUCACUGCACUAUGCGUUCGAUGUACAGGUUGACCUCAAUGUCUCUUGCAUCCAUACAAAGCUUGUUCAGAGGCGUCGCGGUGGGUAUUGUAUGGAGAAUAACAUCCUGGCCUACCAUGUCUUGUUGUUCUUGGGGUUCGAGGUCUAUCUCACGGGUGCGCGGCUGUUCCGAAAAAUGGAGAGCCCACUUGGAGGCUGGUCUGGCUGGGAGCACUCGGUGAAUCUGAUCACGUUGCCGGAUCAGAGUCGAUAUCUGUUCGAUGUCGGUUAUGGAGGAAACGGACCUCGAUGUCCACUGACUCUUUCUAAUGGCAAUGUUACACCUAAUCUUGGGUCACAAUGUGUCCGACUCGUGCGUGACAGUCUGCCAGGCUCGAGGCAACAAAUGUGGAUGUAUCAGUUCCGCAAUGCCGACGACCAAGACUGGAUUUCUGGCUACGCAUUCUCUGAGAUAGAAUUUUUUUUGCGAGACUUCGAGGUCAUGAAUUUUUUCACGAGCCGGAGUCCUGGUUGUUUUUUGACUAGUAAGCUGCUAGUAGUCAUGUUUCUCCGGGACGAGGAAAGAAUUUAUGGGAAGAUUGUAUUGGACCACGAUCAAGUAAAGCGGAAUUUGGGCGGGAAAUCUGAAGUUAUUCAGAUAUGCUAUACAGAAGAUGAAAGGGUUGAGGCACUUGAGAAAUAUUUUGGCCUUCAUAUAUUAGUGGAGGAGAAGGCUGCCAUCAAGGGGAAAUCGUCAUCGCUACCUAUAGAAUAG